Etheostoma cragini (Arkansas darter) is the source of this 2262-nucleotide messenger RNA. It is a transcript of the gene opn4xa, whose product is annotated as opsin 4xa. Gene Ontology annotation, molecular function: G protein-coupled receptor activity. The record is from RefSeq and is a predicted model, not a curated record. The transcript is spliced from 10 exons. Gene Ontology annotation, cellular component: membrane. Lineage: Eukaryota; Metazoa; Chordata; Actinopteri; Perciformes; Percidae. The coding region runs from base 245 to 1882 and encodes 545 amino acids. Gene Ontology annotation, biological process: visual perception; G protein-coupled receptor signaling pathway.
GUCUUUUCAUAUUCUGUCAAGCACUUGUAGCGGCUGAUUACUGUUGCUGCAGUCUAUGAUAGAAUCUCUAUCUAACUUGAGGAUUAAAGAAGCAGUCAUCAACCUUAUCCAUUAAAACCUUGAGGAUUUUUCUCCAGUUUUCUAAAUGCUGUACAGCUUUGGUGUCUUUGAUCCUUUUUGCCAGUCUAAUACAAACACAGAGGUGCCCUAAAGAGGAGAAGGGGCUUCACUCUCUGGACAAGAAAUGGACGUAGGACACGGAUUCUAUCGGCCGGUGGAUGUCGAGGACUACGCUCACUACAUUGUUGCCUUCUUUGUCUUUGUGAUUGGAACAGUGGGAGUUACUGGGAAUGCCUUGGUCAUGUAUGCCUUUUACUGUAACAAGAAGCUACGGACUGCCCCUAACUAUUUCAUCAUGAACCUAGCAGUCAGUGACUUCCUCAUGGCAAUUACACAGUCACCCAUCUUCUUCGUGAACUCCCUUUACAAGGGGUGGAUUUUUGGUCAAACAGGCUGUAAAAUGUACGCCUUCUGUGGAGCUUUGUUUGGAAUUACUUCCAUGAUAAACCUUCUGGCCAUCUCUCUAGAUCGCUACAUUGUCAUCACCAAGCCUCUGCAGGCCAUACGGUGGACCUCCAAGAGACGCACUUGCCUUGUUAUUGUUCUUGUCUGGCUGUACUCACUUGCCUGGAGCCUUGCACCCCUUUUAGGGUGGAGUUCAUACAUACCGGAGGGACUGAUGACCUCCUGCACAUGGGACUACAUGACAUCUACUCCUGCAAAUAAAAGUUAUACUUUGAUGCUAUGCUGCUUUGUAUUCUUCAUCCCUCUGGGCAUUAUAUCCUAUUGUUAUCUGUGCAUGUUCCUGGCAAUCCGCCACGCAAGCAGAGAUGUGGAGAAGUUGGGGAAUCAGGUGAUGCAGCAGCAGUCCAUCAAGACUGAAUGGAAGCUGGCCAAGAUUGCCUUUGUGGUCAUCAUAGUGUAUGUGCUUUCCUGGUCACCCUAUGCAUGUGUCACCCUCAUCGCCUGGGCUGGAUAUGGAAGCAUCCUCAGUCCCUAUUCCAAAGCAGUCCCUGCUGUUAUAGCCAAGGCCUCAGCCAUCUACAAUCCCAUUAUCUACGCCAUCAUUCACUCUAAAUACAGGGACACCAUGGCAGAAAAUGUUCCCUGUCUGCACUUCCUAGCCCAGGCCCCGCGGAGGAAGUGCAUAUCAAACAGCGAGUGCUCCCUCAGGGAGUUAGGGCUGAGUAGACAGUCAUCAGUCUUCAAAACCAAGUUUUACAGAGUUUCAUCCAUGUCUACAACAGACACACAGGUUUGGAGUGAUGUGGAGCUGGACCCUAUCGACCAGAGUCAAUAUGUGAGGUCCAGCUAUUCCCUCUGGGCUCUGAGGGACAAAGAGCAAACUUCAGUAGCUAACCAGGCAAUAGGAAAGCAAAGCCAAAGCCAGGAACAGAUCCACAUGCCAGAGCAAGAAACACUGAACAGAUGUGACCACACCCCAUCACCCGAGUCUGUCACAGUCAUGCCAUCGCCAUUGGGGAAUAGAAGGGAGGAGAAUCCUAACGGUUGGAACAAAGAGAACACACAGGAAGAUGAGGAAAAAGAGGUUGAACACGAACAGAGAGAGGCACAGCAAGUUCAGGAGGAGAAAGAAGUGCAGGAGCCCAUGGACCUCAUCCAGCCAGACUCUCUGGACAAUAUUGUAUGUGUGCACUCCCAAAUGAUCAUCAGACCCAACUUAAAGAAAGUCCCUUUGGACCAUGAGAGUUGUGCGGAAAAACAAACCACACAGAGCAGACAGAGAGAACUGUUGCUCAAUAUCCAGCCUCUGGACAGGUCUGCUCAAGGAUUUGAGUCUGUGGAAAGAUUUCUGAGUUAAUUGCUGGCUAUGUUCAUUUGUCUAUGUGGCUAUGUGUGACUGUGACACAGUAAGUAAACACGUUUGUUUUCUUUAUUCAGGAAUGCUGAGGUAACCUUUUGAAGCAGCUAUCAAAAACUUUUCUCUCAACUGCUUAGCAAUGCAGUGCAACCAAGUACAUUUGGUUUUUGUGCCAUAUAGGUAACGGUUUAUGUACACAACUGCUCUAAUAAUCCUGGCACACACCUCUCCACCUCCUCCUUGUUGUUAACAUGCACAAUAAUGCUACCCCAAUUGUUUUUGGUGUGGAGGCACAUAUUUUGCUGCACAUGCUGGGUACGACACUGUCACAGUGAAACAAUUACAACCUUAACUUAAAAUGGCCGUUAAAGUUCAAAAUA